AUGAGCCAGCCUAGAAUAGUUCCUUCACGUUACCUGAACGCCAGCACGUCGCUGUCCAACAAAUCACCCGCGGCCAACAAAUCCUCAGCGAACCCUCUCAAGCCCUCCUCUGCGACUCGCGUCGCGACCGUGGAGAGUCGCCCCACCCAGAAACGUCGUACAGCACCGAGCUCCAGCCGGACUGCCGUUAAAUCCAGUGAAACAGCGAAGGGAAAGCUUCCCGUCACCAACAGCGCGAGCAUAUCGAAUUCUGUUCCUCGAGAUGAGGCCACUACUCUGCCCUCUAAGCAAGAGAAAGCAUCAUCAAUCUUGGACGCAUUGCAGCUAGCAGCGCAGAUGCAGUCAUGGCUAUAUAUGACCACCACGCUCGAGCAACAACUUGAGACGUCAAAGCAGUCGGCGCAGCGUGCGCUCGAAACGCGCUCCAGUGAGCUAUCCGCCGAAGAAAUGGAUAUCGCUAAUGAGCGCAUCCGUUUCGAUGCCGAGCGGCUGCUGGAUUUCUACGAGGAACUGGCGGAUCCUGCGCUCUCGUCCACAGUUCCUACUCUCGUUCGAGCGUUUUUACAGUGUGAAGAUACAUACUCGCGUAUCACAUCGGAAGUACUCCAACUCGUCUCGCAGCCACUUCACGGACGCUUAGACGUCAGGCUAUUUAACGAAUUGCUGGAACGCAUCGCUACGUUGCAACACGAAUAUCGUGAUCUUGAAUCUUCUAUCCUGAAGGUGCCAAGUUCAUCGACGGUACGCGAUCAGGCUAGUGUCGUCCCUCUUCUGCAGUCACUGUUGACCCACAAUUUCUCCGGAAAAACAGACGGCUUGGCCGCGGUUGCGGUGCAGGGAGACGGUGUACAUGUCCUCGAUCUAUCGACGCUCCACCCUACCAUUUCUCACACACUCGGACCCUCCACAACCUUUUCCUGUCCUCCGGUAACGCGCACAAGAAGUGACAAUGGUGUCAAGGUGUUCACGACCUUGGUCGCGGUGCACUCUUCUCCGGACGUCCUCCCAGAAGACCGCGAGCGCACGGUGUGGAUGUGGGAGGAAACCCUCUCCGGUGGAGCCGUUUCUGCAAAGGCGCAGAAAAAAAAGAAGUCAGCCGUGCUUCCCCAUCCUGUGAGACAUAUCUACGCCUCGGACGACCUCCCCGACCAUGUGCUGCUCGUCGGCCCACGAGGUGAACUGACAGUCGCAGACACGCAGCUAGCUGUCCAUGGCUCUUCCACUCCGUCCGGUUCUAGUGAAGGCGCCGCCGUGCUACUCAAAGACAUAUUUUUCCUCCGAACGGCAUGUACUUUUGUGCCAAGUAGGACUGCAGCGUCCAGAGGAAUCGUCUCUGUCACCUUUCUACGAGAUCAAGACAGUAUACGUGUCUUGGUACGUGUAGUGGACCCUGAAGGCACUGUCCAUUCAGCGGGUGAUUGCCUAAUUCCACUUCGCGAGCCUGACGAAGAAGUAUGCGAUGUAUCAUGUAGUGCGAGCGGUUGUCUCAGCGUGCUCACACGCAUGGGUGCUUGGUAUUCUUUCCAACUCGAGUCGCCGAACAACAUUGCCCUGUCGCUCCGAAUUCUAACCAACCUUCUUACGCUGAAGUCCCUAACCUUCAUAUAUCCUCCAUCCACACCCGCCUCUCCUACAACGUUAGAAAUUUCACUUGCAGCACUGAACUCCUCUCACGUCCUCCUCGCCGGCAUAUCCGCCACCGGCGCUCCUGAGCUCGUCCUCCUGUUGUGGGACCUCCAAUACUCUGUUCUCAUCGCGUCCCAUACAUUCGCUCUUCCAUCCACGCUCGUCCGCACAAAGCGGCGUGGCAUUUCCAUCGACCUCGUCGCGUCCGAGUCGCAGGGCCCCGCGCAAGCGCUUCUCGUACUGUCGCCCGAGCGCAACGCACUGGGACAAGGAUUCUCGGGCAGGAGCGCGUGCUCGACCGUGCUCGUUGUGCCCUUCAGCGUCCCCGUUACCUCCACGAUUGCCAACGCGCUCGGGCGCGCCUCUGCGGGCGCUGCGUGGGUCAUCUCGAAGCGGGAACGGGGAAAGCUCUUGACGAAGUCGGUGGACCCUGCACAGGGCGGCGCGGUGGUGGCGAUGAACACUGCGUCGAACCAGCAACGCACGGAGGGCGUCGAGGAAGCAUUCUUUGCGUGGGUGCGGGAGGAGGAGGCUCGGCUCGCGCAGGUGCAGGCGCAGACUCGGGAAGAGGAGGGAAAGCCGCCGCUGGGGCAUUUGUUCGUGACGAGGGUGCUGGAGUUUGUGUUUCGGCAUCUGGAAGGGUACGUGCCACGGGUUUUGCGGUAUCUUUUGGAGCGGGGCGCGGUCAGUUCGGUCAUGGUCGCGGGCGGUCUCUUCCCGGCGUUGAAUGCACGACAAGACUGGCAAUCGGCAAUGCUCGCACUUCGGACCGUAACAGACAUUCCGGAGGACGAUAUGAUUGCCCUCCUGAGCAAAGUGGUCCAGUCGCAUGAACAAUCAGUCUCUGCGGGCGAGGACGCAAUGCAAAUUGACUCUGUCGUGCCUGCUAACACUGCGGGUCUGCCCGCGCUCCCCACUUACCUCGCGUUGUGCGUGACGUACUCAACCUCACCUGCUGCACUCCGUGUCGCACUGCGCCGGCACCUGUCAGAUGCAGCAGACCUCGUACCAGUUCUUGCUGUGCUUGACGGAUGGCUAGCGAGAUGGGGCAAGGAGGAGGUACACCUUCUACCGGACUGCAUCAAGAAGGACGCGCACGGCGUACUAGUCCCACUAUACUCUGCGCAUGAGCCGGCCAACCUGCCACCACAGGACAAGGUCCUCGCGUUCUUACAGACGCUGCUGGACGCGUCCUUCCUCGCCCUGCUCGCGCAUCCGCCCGCGCACCGACUACUGCGCACGCUCCUUGCGCGGCUGCAGCCCGAGCUCGCGCUCCUCGACGAGAUCGAGCAACUGCGCGUGCCGCUGCAGCCGUUCGCCGCGGCGCACGCGCGUGCAUUGUACGAGGGCGCGCACGGCCCGCCGAAGACGGACACGCGCGUCGACUGGCGCCGCAGGAAGAAGAUGGCGCAUGAGCAGGCAGAGCUGGCCUUGGGGCUGUAUCAGGUGGAGGAGUUGGUGAUCUAG
Molecule: messenger RNA, 3093 nt
Organism: Sparassis crispa
Lineage: Eukaryota; Fungi; Basidiomycota; Agaricomycetes; Polyporales; Sparassidaceae
Exons: 11
Coding region: 1-3093 (1030 amino acids)
Biological process (GO): maturation of SSU-rRNA
Cellular component (GO): nucleolus
Molecular function (GO): RNA binding
Source: RefSeq, a predicted model, not a curated record